GGUGGAGAAAAGACAAGGGUACAGCAACAGCAUCUUCUCAGCUAGGACAUCUAUGGGCAGUGACAUGAAAUCAGGGAAGAGAACCUAGAACUUUGAUCUCCUAGACACAAGAAUGCCUGAGACCACAAUCCCCAAGAAGAACAAGACUCCAGUAAAUAAAGGAGGCGAGGAAGGACUGAACCUGGGACUAGGCCUCCCUCCCCCUGCUGCCACCACACACAGCAUGCACACACAGGGGAAGAGAAAGGGGCAUUCUUCAGCAUGCUUCACCAGUGGGGUAAAGGGUAUCUUACCUGACCCAGGCAGGGGCUCGGAAAGCAGGCAGGAAAGAAAUGAGAAAGAAACAUUGCAUAAAGUGACCAGUAGAGGAAGGUGUCCGUACCUGCCCCUGAGCCUCCAACACUCACUUGCCAAGGGAUUGCAUCGGGCCAGACUGGGGUCCUACUGCCCUGAGUAUAAUGGGAAUCUCAGAAAUGACCAGCUAAUAUGCAAAUCACGGCAUCCUAAAAUGUUCCACCUGGAAGGAAUGAGAGGUCAUCGAUUUCAACCCUUUAAUAUGACAGAUGAAGACAAUGGCGUCCAAAAUGGGGAAAUGACUUGUUCUAAGACACACUGUUAUUUGGUGACAAAACGAGGACAGGGAUCUUACCCCCAAUUCCACUGUUUCCACUAUACAUUAUUUCCUCGAAUGAGUAUACUAAGACCAUCAAAGUUACCAAGCAUUUCAGGACCACGGAUCUCUUCCUCUGCCAUGAAUACUUUUCCUGAUAUUACAUCCUCUCGAGCUACCAGCUUACCAGACAUUUCAAAGACUCCUGGACCUGCUGAGCUGUCCAGCCCUGCUCAGGUCCUGCCACCUCAGUACCAAUGCAGUGCUCUCCGGCACGGGGUACAUAACACAGUGUUCUCAGCAGACUGUGCCUUGGGGGACACGCCAAGCACUGAACAACUGAGGCGGAAUUGUACCAUCUACCGGCCCUGGUUCUCCCCUUAUAGCUACUUUGUGUGCACAGACAAAGAAAGUCACUUGGAGACCUACAGCUUCCCAGAGGUACAACGGGAUGAGGGAAGGGAGGGCAGGGGGGACAUUGGCCAGCCUGAGGAGAUGGCUGAGAGCAUCUGCUCUUCCUCCUCCUCCCUGGAAAAUGCCUGUCCCCGGGAAAUCACUAAGAAACCUAGACCAGGCCUGGACUCCAAGGACUACAUCACAUCCCAGGACAUCCUGACUGCUUCCAAGUGGCACCCAGCCCAGCAGAAUGGCUACAAAUGUGUGGCCUGCUGCCGCAUGUACCCUACACUGCACUCCUUAAAAAGUCACAUCAAAGGAGGGUUCAAGGAAGGCUUCAGUUGCAAGGUAUACUACCGAAAACUCAAAACUCUCUGGGGAAAGGAGCAGAAGGCACGGCCGGGAGACAGAAUCUCCAACAGCAAUUGCCAGACUUUCAAGUAGACCUAAAGGUCCCAUCAUCAGGCAGUAGCCCAUUAGAGCAAACCAAAGGAAAAUACAGGAGAUAAAACUAUGUUAUGUCUAAAGAAGUGAGAAUAAAUCAAAGUAUUAGUCACAA
Messenger RNA from Monodelphis domestica (gray short-tailed opossum), 1565 nucleotides. It is a transcript of the gene SPATA46, whose product is annotated as spermatogenesis associated 46. The record is from RefSeq and is a predicted model, not a curated record. Gene Ontology annotation, biological process: fertilization. Gene Ontology annotation, cellular component: nuclear membrane. NCBI's taxonomy places the organism in Eukaryota, Metazoa, Chordata, Mammalia, Didelphimorphia, Didelphidae.